Molecule: messenger RNA, 258 nt
Organism: Penicillium brevicompactum
Lineage: Eukaryota; Fungi; Ascomycota; Eurotiomycetes; Eurotiales; Aspergillaceae
Exons: 1
Coding region: 1-258 (85 amino acids)
Source: RefSeq, a predicted model, not a curated record
AUGACACCUUUGGCGUCGAUCCUCUUGGAAUUCCUCACUGGCGUGGUGUUGUUCAAACCGCUUGCGAUGCCUCGCCUUCCUAUUUGGGAAACCAUAUCACGUGACUCUCUCGGCCGCGCGCCAGUGAUCUACAGCAUCGCUCAAUGGUCCCCACCGUUCUUCUCGGGCGAACAGCCAAUCGAUGACUCUGUCGGUGCCGGGCUAAACCCGAUCCUAUCAGGGUUGCACGGCGGGUCCGUAACUGAAGCCCCAGUGUGA